AUGGCACCGAUAUUGACCCCCGUUAAAGCCCUGUAUUCACUUCUCUACUUCCUUGGCCUUGAGACAUCAUCUCCUGCUUUGUCACCACCACCUAAAGCUCUCAAUGAAACAUCGUCUGAGUUCAUACCCAAAUGUCAUCCUCGCGUCGAAGAGGUAUCAGCCGAGGUCAAUGGUUAUUUUCUUCAGCACUGGCCUUUUGAAAACGAGAAGGCAAGGAAAAGGUUUGUGGCAGCAGGCUUCUCUACUGUCACCUGCUUCUAUUUUCCAGCUGCGAAGGAUGAUAGAAUUCACUUCGCCUGUCGUCUGUUGACGCUGUUGUUCUUGAUCGAUGAUAUUCUUGAGGACAUGAGCUUGGAUGAAGGCUCGAAGUACAAUGAGAACCUCAUUCCUAUCUCCAGAGGAGACGUUUUGCCCAAUCGAGACAUUCCCGUGGAGUGGAUCACGUAUGACCUGUGGGAGAGUAUGAGGGCAUAUGACAAACCACUUGCGGAUGAGAUUUUGGAGCCGGUGUUUACGUUUAUGAGGGCACAGACCGACAAGCUAAGGUUGACUAUUCAAGGGCUUGGACCUUACUUGGAGUACCGAGAGAGAGAUGUCGGGAAAGCUCUUCUGUGUGCGUUGAUGCGUUUCUCGAUGGGCCUUCACCUCACCCCAGCACAGCUUGACUCUGUGAAAGGAGUCGAGCAGAACUGUGCGAAGCAUCUUUCUAUCAUGAACGAUGUUUACAGCUGGGACAAAGAGCUCCGAGCAUCAAAAAUCGGCCAUGCAGAAGGAGCCGCCAUAUGCUCCGCUGUGCAGGUUCUGAAUCAGGAGACUGAUUUGCCCUAUGAGGCAGCGAAGAAAGUACUUUUGGUUAUGUGUAGAGGUUGGGAGACAAAGCAUGCGGUGCUAGUCAAUGAGCUGCCGGAUGAGUGGGAGGUCCAGACCUAUGCCAAGGGGUUGGAGUAUCAGAUCAGCGGAAAUGAAAGGUGGAGUCAGACGACACUCAGAUACCAUUCCGUCGAUUAG
Molecule: messenger RNA, 1008 nt
Organism: Penicillium soppii
Lineage: Eukaryota; Fungi; Ascomycota; Eurotiomycetes; Eurotiales; Aspergillaceae
Product: Aristolochene synthase in complex with 12-13 Difluorofarnesyl diphosphate
Exons: 3
Coding region: 1-1008 (335 amino acids)
Source: RefSeq, a predicted model, not a curated record